Messenger RNA from Limulus polyphemus (Atlantic horseshoe crab), 3572 nucleotides. RefSeq names its product ubiquitin conjugation factor E4 A-like (gene Ube4A). The coding region runs from base 219 to 3452 and encodes 1077 amino acids. Gene Ontology annotation, cellular component: nucleus; cytoplasm; ubiquitin ligase complex. The record is from RefSeq and is a predicted model, not a curated record. Lineage: Eukaryota; Metazoa; Arthropoda; Merostomata; Xiphosura; Limulidae. Gene Ontology annotation, biological process: protein polyubiquitination. The transcript is spliced from 18 exons. Gene Ontology annotation, molecular function: ubiquitin-ubiquitin ligase activity.
UUGGAGCAUAGCUUAAGCGUAAGCUUAGAACUAAAGAAGAAAACCUUAUGAAGCAAUUUUUUUUAUAGUUUAACCUUUAAAAUUAAACUGUAAACUUGUAAGUUGUAUACCUUAAAUUUAAAAUAACACUAUUAUAUUAACAGUAACGACACGGACUUGUGAUAAUUAGGGAAACACUAACAGUGCAUCUUGUGUGACUGCCAGUCACUGAAGAAGUCAUGUCUGAUCAAGAUAUUAGCAACAACCCUUUUGUAAGUUUAUUCCCUUCCUUGAAUGAAGCCAAACAGUUCAGAAAUAGUACUAGUAAUUUUUUACCAGCUGACAUUGGACUUAAUGACAGAAGCUCAUCUCUCAGUGAAAAACAGCUUUCUAAAGAAGAAGUUUUGCAUCAUAAAAAUGAACAUAAUGAUCAAGUUGGACAACUACACGAGUACAGUGAAGCUAGUGAAGAUUACAGUGUUAAGGAGAUAGUUAAGAAAAUUGAACUGAGUUACAUCCUUGAAGAAAUAUUUCGGAUUACUUUAGACAGAGGAUUAUCUACAGAUCCAAAACGACCUACACAUUGUGUUUAUCUUGAAGAACUUCAUAAUGUUGUCGCUGAUCAGAACUGGCUAGAUCUUGACAAUAUGCCACAGGCAGUCUUUGAAAGGCUGAUGUUAAACGAUCCAGCUAAAAGUAUUGUAAGUACCCGAGGAGGAGUUUCUGACAGGAUUGCUGAAGAAGAGGCAGGUAUCAAGGAUGUUCUGUUGUAUCUCUAUUUGUGCUACCAUAGGCUGUUCAUAUCAAAAAAGAAACUUGAGGAUAAUAUUUACAAGCAACUGAAUCAAGUUAUACUAUCACAAAGUGCCACCAGUCUUUGUCAUUCUGAAAUCUAUCCACAUGCUAAGUGUUCCAAAGAGCUUAUUGAAUUGAUCCAAGACUAUAGUGCAAAACCAGGACAUAUGGAAACACUGAAUCAGUAUAUAACUAGUUUAGCAAGUUAUGUAAGUGAGCAAAAUAAAUCUGGUGAAGAAGAUAUGACACUUCUGGAUGCCUUUUCUGGUUCGUUUGAAACCCUUAGAAGAUGUUUUUUAAACAUGUCUCUAGUGGAUAGAAAUCUCUUUAUCUGCAUUGAUACACUCCGGUAUUUUGCUUGUUCCACAGACCUAGCAGAGGCUCUGCUUGAUUUCAGCCUUCCACGAAACAACACUAGUGCUCAAGCCUAUCAGUUUUCAUUGCUUGGUGCUCCUCUUGCAAUAUCAUGCCUUCCUCGUAUGGAAUCAGAACAGUAUGAAUUCUUUGAGCAUCCAUCUCGUACCACUCAGCAAGAACAUAAAAUCACAGAACAGAACAUAUGGAUGCCCUUGAGAUCUGUGACCACUCAAAUGCACCAAAUCUUUUAUCUGUUAUUAAGAAGCUCACCAGAAGUUAGGCAUAAAACUAUGAAAUGGAUUGGAGACUGCCUACAUGCCAACAGUGAGCGGAGUAAGCUAUGGAAUUUUCACUUUGAGGAAGUAUUUGGCUCUGUGCAGGCCUCUGAUGGUUUCAUGCUUAACUUUGGAAGUGUUUUACUUCGAUUGUGUAAACCUUUUUCUUUACCUGAUUCUCCAAAGAUACUUAAAGUUAAUCCCACUUACUGUGCUGCUGAAGCUAGUGGAGAUGGAGAAGCAAAAAAUAAAAACUUGCACUUGAGAGACCUAAGUAAGGAAACGUUUCUGGUUCCAUCUUCUGAAAAUCAAGCCGUUCUUGUGAAGUGUGAUAGUUUCAAUUUCUCCACUGAAGUUUUUUAUGCCACACAUUGUGCUAUAGACCUGGGUUUUAAAGUUGUUCAUGAAAGACUGGUAAAGUUAAAUCAGCAUCUUGCUCAAAUACAGGGAUUUUAUGAAGAUGCUCGUCUUCAGGGAGGUAAUUCGUCUGAUGCUGUGCAGAGGUUACAAGAAAAAAUGGAGAGAGGAAUGAUGAAGUUUUUGUCUCUAAAGGCAGCUUUAUUAGAGCCUGAGACAUUGUCCCUAAUGCUACAGUUUCACUUGACUACUGCAGCCUGGCUCUGUCAAGUUGGAGUAUAUGAAAACUCAACAGAGCUAGAACCACUGACAUUUCCUCUUCCAUCCUCUGUUCCAGAAGCUCUCAAAUGUAUUCCAGAAUUUGUCAUUCAUAAUGUGACAGAUUGCACAAUUUUCAUAAAAAGAUUCAGCCCAACAAGCUUUGAGGAAGUCGGUCCUAUGUUAGGUCACUUGCUUAAUUUAGUUUUGGUGUUUAUGGGUUCACCAGAAAGGAUUAAUAACCCCCAUUUACGAGCAAAACUGGCUGAAAUUUUAGAAGCAUUGAUGCCACCUAGAGACCAAGAACGAUAUGAAGGGCUCUUAGUGAGUUGCACUCAAAGAGAAAAAAUGUUUAAAGAAUUUCCAAACAUUAUUCAUCUGGUUCCUACUUUGCUUCAUGUAUUCAUCAGCAUUGAGAUGACAGGACAUAAUGUUGCCUUUGAGGAGAAAUUUCAGUAUCGCCGACCCAUGUACAUUGUUCUGUACUAUCUGUGGAAGAUAGAAGUGCACAAGGAGAAGAUUAAGCAGUUAGCAAUAGAAGCUGAAGAAAAAGUUGAAAAUGCAGACGUUCCUCUGUUCCUUCGCUUCAUAAAUCUCCUCAUUAAUGAUGCUAUCUUUCUCUUAGAUGAAGCUCUUUCAUUAAUGGCUAAAAUCAAAGAACUGCAGAUAAAACGAGACAGUGGAGAGUGGAAUUCUCUUCCAACUAGAUAUCGACAGCAGAAUGAGGAAAACUUCCACCACCUUGGCCUGUUGGCUAGGUUUCAUAAUGUUAUGAGCAAUGAAACUAUCUACACCCUGAAAUGGUUGACAUCUGAAAUUACCUCUAUUUUUUGUCAUCCUUCUAUGGUUCAUCGCAUUGCCUCUAUGCUGAAUUACUUCCUGUUACACUUGGUUGGACCAAAGAAAAAAAACUUGAAAGUCAAAGAUCUAGGAGAAUAUGAUUUCAAACCUCAUCAGCUGGUCCAAGAUAUCUGUGAAAUUUACCUCCAUUUGGGUGCAACAAUAGGACCUACAUCUCGAGCAUUUUGUCUAGCUGUGAUACAAGAUGGUAGAUCUUAUUCCACAAGCCUGUUUCCUCAAGCUCAAGUUGUACUACAUAAAAUUGGAAAAUCAAUUUUGGCUACUGAUUUGGAGCAGUUGCAUGAAGCCAUACAGAAACUUGCUGUGGACCAGAAAAGAGACGAUGAAGCAACAGCAGAUGCACCUGAAGAAUUCUUGGAUCCAAUCAUGAACACUUUGAUGGAAGAUCCUGUAAUACUUCCCUCCUCCAGAGUUAGAGUAGAUAGAUCAACAAUUGCUCGGCACUUGUUAAGUGACCAAUCCGAUCCUUUUAAUCGCAGUCCCCUAUCAAUGGAUAUGGUAAUACCGGACCCUGAACUGAAGCAGAAAAUUCAAGAAUGGUUAGAGAAACAGAGAAGAGUUUCUUCCUGAAAUAAUUAGGGAAUAAUAGCUAAUUGUUACCUGUGUUUGAAUUGUACAGAAAUUGUUUUAUAAUUAUUAAUGAUUACGAUAUGCAGCAUAAAUAAAAAAUUGAAGCAGUUUUUUUGUGUA